CGCUGAGCUGGCGGGGCGGGCCGGGGCGCGGGCGACGGCGAAGGCUCCUCCUCCGGCUGCAGGUAAGGGCAGCUGCGGCGAGCCGCCGAGCGGGGCGACGUGUCGGAGCUCUAACCCGGACUGUCAAUGGGCUUGCCGGAGUCCCGGAGAGAGGGGCGUCACACCACCUGGUCACUCCUAAAAGGUUAGCAACAACUAAUAUUCAUAUAAGACAGAAGAGUAAGAUGUCAUUCCGUAAAGUAAACAUCAUCAUCUUGGUCCUGGCUGUUGUUCUCUUUUUACUGGUUUUGCAUCAUAACUUCCUCAGCCUGAGCAGCUUGCUAAGGAAUGAAGUUUCAGAUUCAGAAAUUGUCGGGCUUCAGCCCAUAGACUUCAUCCCAAAUGUCCCCCGACGUGCAGUAAGUGGGAGACAAGAGGAGAUUCCCGUGGUCAUUGCUGCAUCUGAAGACAGGCUCGGGGGGACCAUUGCAGCUAUAAACAGUAUUCAGCACAACACUCAGUCUGAUGUGGUUUUCUACAUCGUUACACUCAACAACACAGCCGACCAUCUCCGGUCCUGGCUCAACAGUGGUUCCCUGAAAAACAUCAGGUAUAAAAUUGUGAAUUUUGACACUAAACUUUUGGAAGGGAAAGUAAAGGAGGAUCCUGGCCAAGGGGAAUCCAUGAAACCAUUAACCUUUGCAAGGUUUUAUUUGCCAAUUCUGGCUCCCAGUGCUAAGAAGGCCAUAUACAUGGACGAUGAUGUAAUUGUGCAAGGUGAUAUCCUUGCCCUUUACAAUACACCACUAAAACCGGGACAUGCAGCUGCAUUUUCAGAAGACUGUGAUUCAACCUCUACCAAAGUUGUCAUCCGUGGAGCCGGGAACCAGUACAAUUAUAUUGGCUACCUUGACUAUAAAAAGGAAAGAAUUCGUAAGCUUUCCAUGAAAGCCAGUACCUGCUCGUUCAAUCCUGGCGUUUUUGUCGCAAACCUGACAGAAUGGAAACGACAGAAUAUAACUAACCAGCUGGAAAAAUGGAUGAAACUCAACGUAGAAGAGGGCCUGUACAGCAGAACCCUGGCUGGCAGCGUCACAACACCUCCUCUGCUCAUCGUAUUUUACCAGCAGCACUCCACCAUUGACCCCAUGUGGAACGUCCGCCACCUUGGUUCCAGUGCUGGAAAACGAUAUUCACCUCAGUUUGUAAAGGCUGCCAAGUUACUCCAUUGGAAUGGACACUUUAAGCCAUGGGGAAGAACUGCUGCUUAUAUUGAUGUUUGGGAAAAGUGGUAUAUUCCAGAUCCAACAGGCAAAUUCAGCCUACUCCGAAGACACACAGAGAUUUCAAACAUAAAGUAAAACAGAAUUUAAACCAAAUAUUUCUCAGGACAGCCCUGUAGCACAGCAGUUAGGUACUGCGCCUAGAAAGCAGGAUCUCAUGGACAACUGACGUUUGAAUCCCUGCCCUGGUAUCUUGAGUAACAUUCUGGGCGCCCAUGUACAGAGAAUCUUAAAGGGAUAGAGAAGUGAGAAAACAGAGAUAAAGCAACACCAGGAGGGGUUGUUCUCUCUCUGGUGAGCACUGCACUCAGCCAUUUAAAAAACAUUUCUCAGGAAAUCCUGGAAACAGUAUGUGUGGGAAGUAACAGUUGCUAGGCUUCAAUGUCUACCUGCAGCAACCCAUGGAACAAGUGUUUCAGUUGGAAAAAAAAAAAAAGUGUGUUUCAGUUGGGCAAAGAUGACAGACUGGUCUGUCUGGAAGUCAGCCUCCCAGAUAGACCAUAAAUGUGUCUGCACCUGCCUCACAGAGUGUCUUACUCCAAUGCCGAAUGGCCAGAAUGAACCGCUGCACUGACAUAGCUAGUGCCAGUCCAGGUGGCUGGUGCAGCUAGUUCAAGACUGCUGUUUGGAUCUAAUUUUGUAACUUGUGGCCUGAUCUUUAAAUAAAACCACAUUUUCUAGUAGCUCA
Tupaia belangeri chinensis (Chinese tree shrew) is the source of this 1950-nucleotide messenger RNA. RefSeq names its product glycosyltransferase 8 domain containing 1 (gene GLT8D1). NCBI's taxonomy places the organism in Eukaryota, Metazoa, Chordata, Mammalia, Scandentia, Tupaiidae. Gene Ontology annotation, cellular component: Golgi apparatus. The record is from RefSeq and is a predicted model, not a curated record. The transcript is spliced from 10 exons. The coding region runs from base 225 to 1340 and encodes 371 amino acids. Gene Ontology annotation, molecular function: glycosyltransferase activity.